Messenger RNA from Myotis lucifugus (little brown bat), 1286 nucleotides. RefSeq names its product chromosome unknown C16orf90 homolog (gene CUNH16orf90). Bases 591 to 932 code for a protein of 113 amino acids. Lineage: Eukaryota; Metazoa; Chordata; Mammalia; Chiroptera; Vespertilionidae. The transcript has 4 exons. The record is from RefSeq and is a predicted model, not a curated record.
CCGGAAAUCGGUCUGGGUCCUCGCGCGCCGGCGGUUGUCCUGGUAACCGUGCCCUCAGUCGGGGAGCGUUUGUGCGCCUUGUUGGGGGACGGGAAGGCUCCAGGGUGAGGACCGCGCCCCAACUCCCGGCCAGAUCAGCUGGGGCCUCAGCUGGGAGCCCUCCCUCGGCUGCCCUGGAGGAGGACAGGUGAAAAGAAGAGCUGGGAGAUGCAGUGAGCUGAGCUUGGAAGGAUGGGCGAGGAGGAGGGACUGCCAACCGCUGCGAUGCCCUCCGCCCCCGUAUCGGUGUUGGCGAAGUAACGGACACAUAAAUGCGCAGACGGUUCCACAUAUAAGUGAAGUCACAUGGCAUUUGUCUUUGUCUGUCUGACUUACUUCACUUAGCAUAAUACCCUGAGUCCAUCCAUGUUUUCAUAAAUGAUUCCGUGAGCUGGGCCCAAGGACUCCCCAGUCACCCCGACACACCAUCCAACAUCUACGAAGGAGGGCUGGGGGCCCAGCAGCAGCAGUGUCCCAGUGCCCAGGGAAGCAAGCCCAAGAACUUCCGGCUGCGCCAUCUCCGGGGCCUGGCACUCUACCUACCAGGCCACAUGCAGCCUGCUGGCCAGUGUGAGAGUCACUGGCUGGGCCGGCUCAUGGCUGGGGGCUGCCUCCCAUGGCCUGAGGGCAUGGCCUGGCCCCUGGACCUGCCACAGGGGACUCUGAACCCAGGUAACAGCCACCGUUCAGCCCUUCUGAAAGCUCAACUGCCCAGGGACAGCCUGGGAAAUACAGCAUCCAGUACCAGCAUGGAUCCAGCCAAGGGUGCCCCCUCCCAGCCUGGUACCCAUGAAGGCUUGGGGUUCCGGCCCAAGAGAUCCUGGGAGGCCUCAGAGGAGCCCACCUGUCCACUGUGCAAGAGAAUCUGCUCUGGGGCUCUGGAGAGGCCGUAGGGAUCCGAGCGGUUUUCACAGCUCAGGACAGGAGGGGAAAGAUGACCCAGGAGGUGGCGGAGGAGGCAGGUCCAGAGAGGAAGGGCUCAGCCCCACCACUAGCCCCCUCCAGAUGGAGACACCUGCAGAUGCCCAGCACCAGAGCCUGGGCCAACCUUGGGAAAACUCGAGGGGAGGAAGAGGAGGUCCUGAGGGAGGGACAGAAAAAAAUAGAAGCCUGGGCAUGCCCUUGCAGCCUGCUCCAACUCAAGUAAACCACUUGUACCUGGGAGGCCGGGCUGAGUGGAGAGAGGGGCUCCCAAAGAGACUGGGGAGCCUGCUGGUCUAAUCUCAAUAAAAGCCAAAGCCCACAUG